Messenger RNA from Phragmites australis (common reed), 315 nucleotides. RefSeq names its product probable galacturonosyltransferase-like 1. Gene Ontology annotation, molecular function: glycosyltransferase activity. Lineage: Eukaryota; Viridiplantae; Streptophyta; Magnoliopsida; Poales; Poaceae. Gene Ontology annotation, cellular component: Golgi apparatus. Bases 1 to 315 code for a protein of 104 amino acids. The transcript is spliced from 2 exons. The record is from RefSeq and is a predicted model, not a curated record.
AUGUUGUCGCCCUCCGCCAUAGGGUCCGCGGCGUCGGUGGAACUAAUGGACACCGUCCGCGCAUCGUUCCCGUCGCUGGCGUUCCGAGUCACCUCCAUCCGCAGCGCGCUCGACCGGCCGCUCAACUACGCGCGGUCCUAUCUUGCCCCCAUGUUGUCGUCGUGCGUGCGUCAUGUCGUGUACCUCGACUCCGACGUCAUCCUCACCAACAACAUCGCGGUGCUCGCGGCGACCCUGCUCCCGGGGGAGGCAGCCGUGGCAGCGCCUGAGUACUGUUGCACCAGCUUCACUGCCUACUUCACACCGGGGUUCUAG